AUGUCUGUAGAAAUCUGGCCUCCUGUUGCGCCAGACCAGCUUAAAGCCGCCGUCGAGGUAUCCCAGAAACGGGAACUCGACUGGCUCGUCCAAGAGCUGCACGAAACCCUGACCAACCUCAAGCACGGCCUCGAGGACUGCUAUGCGCUCUUGGCGCCCAUCGACCCUGGGAGCACUCUGGUGCUCAGCACGCCCAGGAACGAGAUCGUCAAGGGGCACAUCACGCGCGUGGGGACGCGCAUCGUGAAAGGGACCAUCUACCUCCGCAUGCGCACGCUGCCGCACCAGACCCUGACCAUCAGCCUAGACCACCCCAUCCACCUGUGGCCCCUGACACUGCUGCACACGCUCCUGACGAACUCGAUCGACCUGCUCAAUCUCACACUCUCGUACUCAUACCCCUACCCUUCCUCCGACACGGCAUCAUCCCCUCCUGCCGGCGCCAAGAACAGCAACAACAACGGCCCCGUCUCGUCGCCGCAGUUCCUUGCGGCCCAGUUGCGGCUGCUCUCACAGUCGCUCAGCGAAGCCUCGGCGGUGCUCAAGGGCGCGCCUCUGAUGUCGGCGGACCCGUCGUGGACGACGCGGUCAGUGGCAGCGUCGCACUUUACGCCCCCGCUGCCUUAUCUGCCGCACAUGGCUGAAGUGACUCCGGCGCUGAGCUUCUUCCUGAGCAUCCAGGACAGCUGCCUGGUGCUGUGGCUGCGCAGCCUGGAGCCGGCGGACGCGCCCGUCAACUUUGGCACCAAGCUGGCGCUGGCGAUUGGCACGGCGCGGCGGCUUGAGCACGACGAGUCGGACCGCGUGUUUGGCUUCUGCUGCUGGAGCAGCGGCGGCGAUGGCGAAGGGAGCAAGCACGCCCCCGUCCCAGCCACAGCAACGCAUAGCAGCAGUCCCGACCUCGGCGGUGCCGGCCGGAAGGAGGUGGACGUGUUCGUGCGGGAAAAAGUGCGCGUCGAGAGCGCGGACCCGAGCCUGAUGUCGCUGUCGGCGAAGCUCACGGCGCUAGGGCACACGCUCGGCGUGGCGAGGCGGAACCUCGCCGCCGUCAUGGGCGAGGAGCUGGAGGACUAG
Molecule: messenger RNA, 1074 nt
Organism: Lasiosphaeria miniovina
Lineage: Eukaryota; Fungi; Ascomycota; Sordariomycetes; Sordariales; Lasiosphaeriaceae
Product: RAVE subunit 2/Rogdi
Exons: 3
Coding region: 1-1074 (357 amino acids)
Cellular component (GO): RAVE complex
Source: RefSeq, a predicted model, not a curated record